AUGUCAGGUGGCUCCAAAGGAAUCCCAGGGAACCCCGGGCUCAGGGCGCCGUGUUCCCCGCAGAAGCUGGAGGACCAGGAGCGCCGGGCCCUGCACCAGAUCGAGCAGCUGCAGCGGGAGCAGCGGCACCUGCAGCGGCAGCUGGAGAAGCUGGGCAUGGAGCGGGUCAGGAUCGACAGCAUCGGCUCCAGCCUCUCCUCCGAGCGCUCCGACUCGGACCAAGAGAUGGACGUGGACGUGGAGAGCACGGACGACCUCCCGGCCGAGCUGGACUGGAGCAGCAGCAGCCCCAGCGACUCGGACGAGCGCGGCAGCCUGCAGAGCCUGGGCAGCGACGAGGGCUACUCCAGCUCCGGCGGCGCCAGGGCCAGGCUGCCCGGCAGCCGCAAGCUUCCCGCCGGGAUUUAGGGAGCUCUUCCCAGCUCCGUGCCCUCGGCAUCCCGUUAGCCAGCACAGCGACCCCGCCAGCAUUCCCUGCACGGAACCCCCCCGGCCCGGCUGCUCCCGGGGCUCCGUUGGCACCUCCGGCCUCUCUGCUCCGCCCGGGAAUGUUCUGGCAACAACAGCGACCUCAGGAGCCUUCCCCGGGCUGUCGCUGCCCGGUGUUGCCCAUCUCUCGACGCCUGGGUGGCCGCGGCACGCUCCCGACGCCCAGGACCCGGAAAGCUGAGGUUUUUUGGGAGCGGACCCGAGGAGGAGCCGGUGCUUUGUGGGGUUUCCAUCCGUGGAGCCUUUCGGGCGCAGGGAUCGGCCUCAGUCGGGGCUCCUUCCCCCGACUCUAAAUCUUCAGGGACGCCGUGCCAGCCCCGCCGCGGUCCCGGAGCAUUCCUGGCUGGGGGCAGGCUCGGGGCCGUGCCCACCCCUGGGGUCGAGGUGCCCCUCCUGGAAUGUGGCACGGCCUUGCAGACUCCUGCAGUUCCCUUCCCGCACUCUCGGGGACUUUUUUCUACCUCGGAGGGAGCCCAGGGCCUCUCUCCACCCCUUCAGCACAAAGGUGAUGCCUCUGCUCAGCAAUAACCCCGCGGGAUUCCCCGGCUCCAUCCGCCCGGGAUUGCUCCAGGCUCGUGGAAGGUUCCAG
This is a messenger RNA of Pyrgilauda ruficollis (rufous-necked snowfinch), 1078 nucleotides long. RefSeq names its product max dimerization protein 1-like. The transcript has 3 exons. Lineage: Eukaryota; Metazoa; Chordata; Aves; Passeriformes; Passeridae. Gene Ontology annotation, biological process: regulation of transcription by RNA polymerase II. Bases 1 to 408 code for a protein of 135 amino acids. The record is from RefSeq and is a predicted model, not a curated record. Gene Ontology annotation, molecular function: RNA polymerase II cis-regulatory region sequence-specific DNA binding; DNA-binding transcription factor activity, RNA polymerase II-specific.